Messenger RNA from Pyrus x bretschneideri (Chinese white pear), 622 nucleotides. Its product is annotated as 40S ribosomal protein S28-like. Gene Ontology annotation, biological process: translation; maturation of SSU-rRNA; ribosomal small subunit assembly. Bases 164 to 361 code for a protein of 65 amino acids. Lineage: Eukaryota; Viridiplantae; Streptophyta; Magnoliopsida; Rosales; Rosaceae. Gene Ontology annotation, molecular function: structural constituent of ribosome. The transcript has 2 exons. Gene Ontology annotation, cellular component: cytosolic small ribosomal subunit; ribosome. The record is from RefSeq and is a predicted model, not a curated record.
AAACCUAACCCAAACCCUAGUCGACUAAAUUAUAUUUCCGCUCUUCCCACCUUCUGCACUGCGCCGUUCCCUCGUCUCUUGCGAUUCAGCAAGCCCUUCUGCGACGCUGUUUCUUCGUCUUCUCCAAGCUCUCGCAGUAUCUUCUGAAAGUCGAACCUGCAGAAUGGAAAACACGAUCAAGCAUGCUAUUGUGAUCAAGGUUAUGGGACGGACUGGAUCUCGUGGCCAGGUGACUCAAGUGAGAGUCAAGUUUCUGGAUGACCAGAACCGUUUCAUCAUGAGGAAUGUCAAGGGACCGGUCAGGGAGGGGGAUAUCCUUACCUUGCUCGAGUCCGAGAGGGAGGCAAGAAGGUUGCGGUAAUCAUAAGAGUUGGUUUUGUUUGUCGAUGCUCCUAUGUCUGAGUUUAGGUUCGUUGCAAGCAACAGUUAUUUUGUGUCGGUGAAUGGCUGUUGUGUUGCCGGUUCUGGGAAUUACUAGCAUUACAGACAUUAUUUUUGUGAUGAGAUUUUGUUAUGGAAUGUUUCUAAACUUAAUUGUCUGAAAAAGUCCUAGGUUUUGUUUGAACAAGUGACAAUGUUCCUGCUUGCUAUGUCAAAUGUUGGCCUUGCUUCCUACCGUUUA